This is a messenger RNA of Mycosarcoma maydis (corn smut), 1833 nucleotides long. Its product is annotated as putative dihydroxy-acid dehydratase ILV3. Gene Ontology annotation, molecular function: dihydroxy-acid dehydratase activity. The record is from RefSeq and is a predicted model, not a curated record. The coding region runs from base 1 to 1833 and encodes 610 amino acids. Gene Ontology annotation, biological process: branched-chain amino acid biosynthetic process. Gene Ontology annotation, cellular component: mitochondrion. The transcript has a single exon. NCBI's taxonomy places the organism in Eukaryota, Fungi, Basidiomycota, Ustilaginomycetes, Ustilaginales.
AUGCUGCGAUCCGCCCUCAGUCCCUCAGCACGUUGCGUCCUGCGCGGCGGCCUCGCCUCCCGCCGCGCUCUCCACACCUCCUCAGCCGCUCUCAACACAGAGCGCGCUCCGCCGGGCGCUCUAAACAAGUACUCGCGUAUCAUCACCCGGCCCAAGGAUCAGGGAGCAUCGCAAGCCAUGCUCUACGCCACCGACGGCAUCCAGUCGGACGAGGACCUCACGCGUGCUAUGGUUGGUAUCGGCUCGAUUUGGUACGAGGGCAACCCAUGCAACGCGCACCUGCUCGCCAUCUCGCAGCGCGUCAAAAAGUCGGUGCAGCAAGCCGGUCUCACCGGUUAUCAGUUUGGAUCUGUCGGUGUUUCGGAUGGUAUCUCGAUGGGUACAGACGCCAUGUCGUACUCGCUCCCGUCGCGUGAUCUGAUCGCUGACUCGGUGGAAUCGGCUUGCGGUGGUCAUUGGCUUGAUGGCUGUGUGGUGAUUCCCGGUUGCGACAAGAACAUGCCUGGUGUGCUGAUGGCUCUCGGCCGUCUGAAUCGUCCCGGAAUCAUGCUCUACGGCGGAACGAUCCGUCCCGGUGGAUGUGCUAGCGUCGAGGGCACGCUCGACAUUGUCUCUGCUUUCCAGUCGUACGGCCAGUACCUCGCCAACGGAGGCUCUCCGGCUGCUGAAAAGAUUCGCUAUGACACCGUCCGCAACGCCUGUCCCGGUCCCGGUGCGUGCGGUGGCAUGUACACCGCCAACACCAUGGCUUCAUGCGCCGAGGCUCUCGGCAUGACGCUCCCAGGUAGCUCGUCGUUCCCGGCAGAAUACCCUGAAAAGAUCGCCGAAGCCGAAAAUAUGGGAGCCGCCAUGCGCCUCGUCCUCGAAAAGGACAUCAAGCCGCGCGACAUCAUGACGCGAUCCGCCUUCGAAGAUGCGAUCGCUCUCACCAUGGUUCUCGGAGGCAGCACGAAUGCAGUCUUACAUCUGAUUGCUGUCGCUCACUCGGUCGGCAUCGAGCUCAGCAUUGACGACUUCCAGCGCAUCGCCGACGUGACUCCAUUCCUUGCCGACCUCAAGCCGUCGGGCAAGUACGUGAUGGAAGAUGUUCACUCGAAACUCGGCGGUAUCCCGACGAUUAUUCAGUACUGCAUCGAGAACAAGCUGAUGAAGGGUGAACACAUGACCGUCACCGGUCGAACGCUUGCCGAGAACGUCGACCGAUGGACGCACGAGCGCGGCAAACUGCCUGCAGGCCAAGACGUGCUCCGACCGAUCGACAAGCCUCUCAAGAGCACCGGCCACAUUCGAAUCCUCAAGGGCAAUCUUGCGCCUGGUGGCGCCGUCGCCAAGAUCACUGGAAAAGAGGGUCUGCGAUUCACAGGUAAAGCGCGCGUCUUUGACACCGAAGAUGCCAUGGUUGGCGCCGUUGAAAAGGGCGAGAUCAAGAAGGGUGAAAAGACAGUGAUCGUGUUGCGCUACAAGGGUCCUAAGGGUGGACCUGGUAUGCCCGAGAUGCUCAAACCUACCAGUUUGAUCAUGGGCGCUGGUCUUGGGCAGGAUGUAGCCUGUUUGACCGACGGUCGGUUCUCCGGUGGAAGUCACGGUUUCGUCAUCGGUCACGUCGUUCCCGAGGCACAGGUCGGAGGUCCGAUCGGCCUCGUAAAGGAUGGUGAUGUGAUCAGCAUCGAUGCCGAGACCAACACGUUGGAGCUUGUCGGUGUAUCCGCUGCCGAUCUCGAGUCCCGAAGAGAGUCGUGGAAGCCUCUACCGCUCAAACCGAAAUCGGGCCACCUGCUCAAGUUCGUUCGUAACGUUGCCGAUGCUUCGCAUGGUUGCAUCACCGAUAUGUGA